AUGGUCAAAGAGCUUCAAGACCGACUCGAACGAGCUGAGGCACGGCUUUCUCCCGUUCAGUCGCAUCAGCAACAGUUGCAUCCAAAUUAUGACGAGGUGCACUCUUGGGAAAGCAUGGCAUCUCUGUCGCCCUCUGUAUUGUUCCCGGUUGUCGCAGCGAACGGAUCACUCGCGCAACCGAAUCAACAGCCACAACCUCCUCAGACAACAGGAGCAGCAGCGCCAUCGUCGCUGCCAGCCGUAGACUAUGACGGCCCCUGUUUUGACCCUUCGGGCUUCCAGAAGCUUUUGUACGAGGUGCAAAACACUUCUGAAAACGGUAUGGAGCCCGAUAUGAUGGAACAACAGGGAUCACGGCAUACAACGGCUCAUACCCACGAACACAGCCAUCUACCCAGUAUCAAUGAGCUACGUUCCAUAGCUCUUGGACUCGGUGGUAACGCUAGCGCCGGCGGGAGGUCCUCGUCAUCCAGCAGCAACAGGAGUGGCAGCAACAGUACCACUAGCAAUGAAAAAUCCGACCCACCCACGGCGCUGCGGCCCGUUUCGGAGCUCCUUCUCAGCGUUGCUACCGCCCAAAUAGAGAUGGCAGCUCACGUUGGAGCCGUGACUGAGUAUCUGACUUGGUUAAUCAUGCUCCCAGACACGGGCCGACGAUCUAUAGAGCUGCUCAAGAUCCUCGAGGCGCGACUGCACGAGAUAAGGCAGACUUCUGACACCAAUAUGACACAGUCCUACCAGCGUCUUUGCUCGUCUCUUGAACACGUCGCUGAGUGGUACGGACCAUUACACAAGUUAGAACCAAUUAUACAGGAGAGAAAGCUGAAAACGAAGGCGUUUUUCGAUAAAGACUACAAGGUGUACUUGCCUCUAUCGGAGCAGCAAGCAGACAAGACUUAA
Molecule: messenger RNA, 900 nt
Organism: Colletotrichum truncatum
Lineage: Eukaryota; Fungi; Ascomycota; Sordariomycetes; Glomerellales; Glomerellaceae
Source: RefSeq, a predicted model, not a curated record